AUGAAGAGCGAAGAGCUGGCGGUGACCAUGGAAGAGACCUGUGGGCAGGAGGAUGCGGCGGUGGCGCACGGUGACGCUCUCCCCGGCCUGGCGCCGGCGCCUCCCGGCCGCCUGGGGGCGCCAUAUUCCGAGGCCUGGGGGUACUUCCACCUGGCCCCGGCGCGCCCGGGACAGCCGUCGGGCUACUGGGCCACCUGCCGGCUGUGCGGGGAGCAGGUGAGCCGAAGCCCGGGCUUCCGCGCGGGCACCCCGGCGCUGUGGAGGCACCUGAAGAGCGCGCACCGGCGGGAGCUGGAGGAGAGCGCCGCUCGCCACUCCCCGCCCCCCGGCCCCGGCCCCGGCCCCGGCCCCGCCGCGGCUGCGGAGGGCGACUGGGCGCGCCUGCUGGAGCAGAUGGGCGCGCUGGCCGUGCGGGGAAGCCUGCGAGAGCGCGAGCUGGCGCGGCGCGAGGCGGCCGUGGAGCAAGGCGAGCGCGUCCUGGAGCGGAGGCGCCGGGCCCUGCAGGAGGAGGAGCGCGCGGCGGCCCAGGCGCGGCGGGAGCUGCAGGCCGAGAGGGAGGCGCUGCAGGCGCGGCUGCGGGAAGUGAGCCGUCGCGAAGGCGCCUUGGUCGCGGCCCCGCUGCAGACUCCGCUCAAAGAGGAGCCCGAGGGGAAGAGGGACGGCUACAUUAUCACUAAAGUCCACCUGUAGGUUUGGGCCGUUUCCCCGGCCCCACGCCCGCGCUACUCCCAAGUGCGGUCGGCGGACCAGCGUCUUCAGCCUCACCUGGGAGCGGAGUCAGGCCCGCGGCCUGCGGGGGAAUUGGAAUCUCCAAUGGAGGGGCUUGAAAAGCGCUUCGGAAGCCUGAGCAGAACCAAAAGUCAUUUCGACCCUGCGGCCACCUAGGGAGCCUGGGAGCAAGCUCCAGCAGCCCGCUUUGCUGUUGGCGUUUAGUUGGCGUCCGUGCUGGGAGCAGUUUCCCUCCAAAUGCCUUU
Eptesicus fuscus (big brown bat) is the source of this 974-nucleotide messenger RNA. Its product is annotated as zinc finger BED domain-containing protein 3-like. NCBI's taxonomy places the organism in Eukaryota, Metazoa, Chordata, Mammalia, Chiroptera, Vespertilionidae. The record is from RefSeq and is a predicted model, not a curated record. The transcript has a single exon. Gene Ontology annotation, molecular function: transcription cis-regulatory region binding. The coding region runs from base 1 to 690 and encodes 229 amino acids. Gene Ontology annotation, biological process: regulation of transcription by RNA polymerase II.